Molecule: messenger RNA, 1899 nt
Organism: Hermetia illucens (black soldier fly)
Lineage: Eukaryota; Metazoa; Arthropoda; Insecta; Diptera; Stratiomyidae
Gene: gammaSnap1
Product: gamma-soluble NSF attachment protein
Exons: 7
Coding region: 135-986 (283 amino acids)
Biological process (GO): intracellular protein transport
Cellular component (GO): vacuolar membrane; SNARE complex
Molecular function (GO): syntaxin binding; soluble NSF attachment protein activity
Source: RefSeq, a predicted model, not a curated record
UUUCAUUGCGUUUUGGAAUAGUCGGUGGCACUUUUGCAUUCUCGCGUUCGCCUCGUCCACCGUCCAGUUCCGUAUCGAUCUUUGGAGUGCAAUUGAAUUGUUGUGUGGCGUCAAGUGCGGGUUCUCGGGUCGUGAUGAUUAGCACCAAGAAAAUCGAAGAAGGCCAGGAGUUGAUUCGGCAGGCCGAAAAAAGUCUGAAGACAUCGCUGCUGAAAUGGAGGCCGGACUACGAAGUAGCCGCGGAUGAGUACCAGAAAGCUGCAACCUGUUUUCGGUUGGCUAAGUCUUAUGAUCAAUGCAAAGAUUGCUUCCACAAAGCAGCUGAUUGCCAUAAACAGGCGAGAUCUUGGUUCCAUGCCGCAAAAUGUUAUGAACAGAUCAUAUUAAUAUUGAAAGAAACGAAUAAUUUAACGCAAGUUGAGGAGUUUGCAAAUCGUGCAUGUCAUUUAUAUCAACAACAUGGAUCCCCGGAGUCUGCAGCGAGCGCCCUUGAUAAGGCUGCGAAGGUAUUAGAAGCAAAUUCUCCGGAGGCAGCACUGAGACUCUAUCAACAUGCAAUAGAAGUUGUUAUGAAUGAAGACUCAACCCGGCAAGCAGCGGAAUAUGCUUCAAAAAUUUCUAGACUUAUGGUGAAAUUAGGAAUGUAUGAUCAAGCUGCCGAUGCCCUCCGACGGGAGAUUGGUUUAAAUCAACAAACCGAGUCAUAUGGGGCGAUUGGUCGUCUGGCUGUUGUACUUGUUCUCGUUCAAUUAGCCCGCGGAGAUAACGUUGCGGCUGAGAAAGCUUUCAAGGAGUGGGGUAACUGCUGUGAUGUUCAGGAAGUGCAAACGCUCGAAAUGCUUUUACAAGCCUUCGACGAUGAGGAUCCAGAUGCAGCUAAGCAAGCGUUGGCAUCGCCCUUCAUUCGUAGCAUGGAUGUGGAAUAUUCUCGGUUGGCACGUGAUUUACCGCUACCGAAAGGUGCCUUCGAAUGCACCGAAAGUUAGUGUUAUAGAGAAUGCUGCAGCAUCAUAUAAAUCACCUAAUGCAGGAAAUCCUGCUCCCAGUGCCGGCGACUCUGCACCGCCAACGAUAGAAGACGACAUGGAAGAAGGAGGACUUUGUUAAGGCAUCAAGCUGUAGCGAAUAUUUUUAUUACAAUUAAAUCUUACUACGUUCGAAAAGAAAUAUAAAUUUCCAAAUCCAUAAAAAAUAAAUAUUCCAGAAGCGAUAUGAAUAUUGAAACCUUAUAAUUAAGAAGAAGAAGAAUAUUACAUUUAGGAGAGAGAAGUAUUUGCAAAUACAGAAAAAUCUAUUUUUGUCUCCAUCAUUUCCAUACAUAACGUAAUUAUCAACGGGUUUGUUUAGAGCUUCAUUGUACUAUUAUAUAAAUUGUUAACUAUAUAAUAGAUAAAUUAUAUUUGUAUAGAUAAGAGGAGUAUAAUUUUAAUGAAACCUUCAGACGUAAGGAAAGAGGAGAGAAAUCUAAAAUAUUAUAUUAAUGAAUUUUAUAUUAUAGUAAAACGAACAUUGUAUUUAGGUAAAAUAACUAAUUGAAUUAAUUAUUGAAUAACGAAAGCAUAAUUUCAAAGAACUAUUAAUUAUGAUUAGAGGAAAAAAACACGACAUUAUCGAACUAGCUAAAGACUAGAGGUAUUUUCUUGAAGUCUUCAGAAAUGGUUUAAAAUGUAACAUUUUAUUUUAUACAUAUUUGCAUCAAUCUUGUUGAUUUUUUAUGUGUACACUAUGUAUGGCGGGGCGACCCUUAUCUAGUGUUGUAAUCUUUGAAGACAACAAAAACUCUGUGCAAUUUAUUUGAUGAGAAAUAUAAAUAGUGUAAAUUUUAUCAAAAAUUUGUUUGGGGAUGAAAGUGUCUGUAAACUAAGUGUUGUUGAAGAAUAUACGCUUAAAUGAAACUAA